UUGCGUUUGCAACAGAGAGAUCAGAUCUUCCUCGUUUGGUAUCUGCUGCAAUUAGAGCUUCUGAUUCGCAGAAUGUUUCUGAUUUUGAACGUUGCUUUGAUGUUCUUCGACACAUGAAGAGUUUGAAUCUCUCGGUCAAAGAUCUUUCCCAUUCUAAAGUGAUACUUCCUUUGGAGAGUCUAAGGGAUCACGACAACCCUAAGAUACGAAUGGAAACUAACUUAUUGUUCAACUCUUGGAUGAAGACUCUUUAUUCCAGUGGACGAAACUCUUCUACUUGCAACAAAGCUAUUCCCCUGAAACUGAAGAAAGUUGAUGUUGUUAAAGUGUGUUCGGAGUUGAAGAAGAAGAAAGAAGAUCAGCUAUCUCAUGGCUUUGCGGUUAAUAGUAAGCUGAAAGAGACUGGUUUUUGUGGGAUGAAGAAGAACGAAGAUGAGAGUUCUAGGAUUCAUGAAACCGGAGAGGUGAGACAAACUGGUGAUUGCAAGUCUUUUGGAUUGAUGAGGACUAUCCAGAAGAAGAAGCAAUCAUCGGCUCUACCAAUGAAAGUUUCUGGAAACCCUAGCUCCGGGGCUCGUGAAACGAUAGUGAUUAAGAAAUUUUUGAAGAAACCUGACUUUUGCAAGUCUCUUCCACCAACAUCAAGGCCUCCUCUCAAGUUGAAGAAGCAUCAACCGGUGAAAGCAUUUGAAAACUCUAAAAAUUGUCCUUUUGUCAAGACGAACUCAACGGAGAUGUUGGAGCUGUUCGAUAUGGCCAAGAAGUCAGCUGAUGUUGCCAAUGCAAAGGGAAUUCUCGCGGCUAAAGAAGAGGCAUCAAUCUGCGUAGACACUCUCUCUUUACUCAUGGAAUUCCCCAUCAUCUCAACAGCUACUGAAACAAGGCAAAUCAUGGUGAAGCUUGAGCGUCUCACAAAGCACAAAGAUAGAAAGAUAUGCAAUUCCGCAUUAGCACUUCUUCACCAUUGGAGGCAGAACAUUAGAGAUCAAGAACACUGAGUAGUGUCAUCAGAUAAUCUGCGGAAGACAAGGGAUGAAAAUUAGUAGGAUUGUGACUUGAAAGUUUUGGUUGUUUAUUCGUUUUGUAAACUAGAGUAGUGUAGUUUCCAAUUAUUAAAUUCCAUUACAUAAAAGCAAACAAUGUUAUGAGUUAAUGAGUUGUGAAUAUAUUAUAUAAGGAUUUUCAUAAUCUCU
Messenger RNA from Arabidopsis lyrata subsp. lyrata, 1193 nucleotides. RefSeq lists its product as uncharacterized. Gene Ontology annotation, cellular component: nucleus. The record is from RefSeq and is a predicted model, not a curated record. The transcript has a single exon. NCBI's taxonomy places the organism in Eukaryota, Viridiplantae, Streptophyta, Magnoliopsida, Brassicales, Brassicaceae. The coding region runs from base 114 to 998 and encodes 294 amino acids.